Messenger RNA from Anthostomella pinea, 1110 nucleotides. The record is from the annotation of a GenBank genome assembly. NCBI's taxonomy places the organism in Eukaryota, Fungi, Ascomycota, Sordariomycetes, Xylariales, Xylariaceae.
AUGUUCAAUGCCCUAAACCGAUACCUGUCCCGCCUCGACGGCGACGCGCGCCCUCAGCGGGCCGAAGGGGGCAACGAGUACGGGUUCCAGGUCCUGCGCAACACGAAUCUCGAGCUCGCCGUGGAGCCAUGGUUCGACUUCAUCGUUGGGAUAAAUGGGCGCAUGAUUGACAACCCCGACCCGCGGCUCUUCGCGCAGGAGGUGCGUAACUGCGCCGGCGGAAGUGUAGCCUUGGGACUAUGGAGCGCAAAGGGCCAGCGAAUCAGAGUAAUGCACAUCCCCGUCCCGUCCGCCAGCGGCUCGCUCGGCCUCUCGCUGCAAUGGGCGCCACUCUCGCUCGCGUCGACCAUCUGGCACGUGCUCGACGUGCCGGCCAACUCGCCGGCCGACGUGUCGGGCCUGCUGCCCUACAGCGACUACAUCCUCGGCACGCCCGACGGCACCCUGCACGGCGAGAGCGGCCUGGGCGAGCUGGUCGACGACUACAUCGGCCGCCCGCUGCGCCUGUGGGUCUAUAAUAACGAGUACAACGUCACGCGCGAGGUCGAGAUCGUGCCGAGCCGCGAGUGGGGCGGCGAGGGCGCCCUGGGCUGCGUGCUCGGGUACGGCGCGCUGCACCGCCUGCCGGCGCCCCUCGACGAGCCUGUUAAUGCGCCUGGCGAGACUAUGUUCGAUAUGAUGGGGGGAGGCGGCAACGACGGUGGUUACGGCGGCCCUGUCUCGGCGGCAGACCAGUUCGCGGCGCUGAGCUCGCCGGUCGAUCCCGCGGGCACGUUCGUCCCGGCCACGGAGGGAGUGGGAGGCGCACCAUCGUCGGAUUUCCUCGUCCCCGCGCAGUUGGUGGGCACGCCGCCACCGCCGUCGGCUGGCGCACCGCCAAGAGGCAAGAAGAAGGAGAGGCACGGGCAUGGGCAUAGUCCAAAUAGGCUGAUGGAUGACUACUUUGCGGAAGAGGAGCAGAAGAGCAAGGCAUUAGAUGGAAACAUAUCGGCGAGCAGGACACCACCUCCGCCGCCACCUAAAGCAGGCGGUGGACCACCGAGAGCACCACCCAAGGCGGAAGAAGCAAAGCCGGAGGGCGGCAACGAUGGUGAUGAUGGUGUUGACUAG